AAUUUAUGAGAACCACAGUGACUUGUGGCCAACGUGUGGUGUUGGGUUCCUUCCUCCUUUUGUGGCUGGCGUAGCUUAACUAAUGCUCCAGAAACAUGUAGGAGCUCUCAGUGAGCACAUCCAUGGCCUGCAAACUCCCUCCUCCCUCCUCCUCUCUCUCCCCUCCUCCUCCAUGGAUUCAAGCUCUAGACCAGAGACUCCCCAUCAAGAACCAUAGCGUCGUCGUCAUGUCCACAGGCUCGGAGAAACACGCCUCUCCUCGCAGAGCUUCGCGAUCAGAAAGCGUCACGGAGGAAACCAGCUCAUCGGCGAGAAAUCAACUGGAUCUCCUGCAGCAGCUGGCAUCUCCCACUUCAGAAGGUUACGAAGGGGUCGAUGGAGGUCUGAGGCGGACCGUCCGUGAGCAGCUGAGUGAAGCAGUAGGAGGCAGAGGCGGCGAGUUCACGCUCCCGCUGGGGAAGAAGCUGAAAGCGAGCCUCAGUUCUUUGACGGUGUCGCAGAGGAGAAACAUCAAGCGGCAGGCGUAUCUAAAUGAAGUGGGGCAGAGGAACGACUCGGCGUUCUUCGCGACAGUCGGCGCGUUUGUUCUUCUUCCGCCGUUGGCCAUCCUCGCCGCAGCCGUGGCAACUGGAUACGUGCAGCUCUUCCCUUGAUGUACUUGUUACAGAUCAAAAGUAGAAGAACAAGUUCCGAUAUGUCAUAAGGAAAAAGUAAAGGAGAUAUUUGUUAAUUUGCACCUUAAAUAAAAAUAAAAAAAAUAACUGCCCUUGGUUUUUACUACCUGUUAAAAGAACAAAUUUUUCUUUUUACAAAAUUGAAAGAAUGUCCUUAAACAAAUAAAAAAUAAAAAAAAUUUACGAAGUCGUCCAUGGCCAGGGGCGGAUCCAACCCCGGGCCGGCAUCGGUCGUCCCUUUUUACUGAAUGUGAAACUCUUAUGCUAUGUUUAUUCUAGAGAGAAUGUGGA
This is a messenger RNA of Zingiber officinale, 965 nucleotides long. RefSeq lists its product as uncharacterized. The record is from RefSeq and is a predicted model, not a curated record. Gene Ontology annotation, cellular component: chloroplast. The coding region runs from base 123 to 653 and encodes 176 amino acids. The transcript is spliced from 2 exons. NCBI's taxonomy places the organism in Eukaryota, Viridiplantae, Streptophyta, Magnoliopsida, Zingiberales, Zingiberaceae.